CUUUUAAUAGGGAUACAAGGCGUCCAACCCAUUGAAUUGCUCUAUUGAAGCGCAUUGAAUCGUAUCCCCCAUUGAAGCAGCUUCUGAGGAUUCAACUAUGAAAUCAGAGCUCUUUUCCCUGGGCCCAGGGCUGCCGCCCCUCCUGCCCUUCCUCAGGGACGGGCCUGCAUCUCUUCAUACUGCAAUGGAGUAUUUUAAUCAUCAAUCGAUUACAGGGAAGUUCUUUCACCUUCCUCUAAGGUGUUCAUUUAUGCCCUUAGCCAUCUCAAGCACAGUCAGCAGACUACAACCUGUAGGAGCAGUUGCUGCUGCGGUAUGUAAGUCCUCUGAUCUGCAUUCUGAACCGGAUAAUUAUCCAAGUUCACAUGGCAAUGAGGUUUGGGGUGAAGUUGGAGGAAUUGCUGGCCCUAAUUCUGAACGCGCAGAGACUUGUAGCGCAGAAACUCUCCGGAGGCAGAGAAUAGGCUUAGCAAACAAAGGAAAAGUUCCCUGGAACAAAGGCAGGAAGCAUAGCCCUGAGACUUGUGCACGGAUUAAGGAAAGAACCCUUGAAGCCUUAAGAGACCCCAAGAUAAGAAAGAAGAUGUCCGAAGCUCCACGCUUGCACAGUGAACAGUCCAAGAGGAAAAUUGGUUCUUCUCUCAAAAAACUGUGGGCGGAGCGUUUGAAAAGAAAACGUGCAAAAGAAAAGUUUUAUACCUCAUGGGCUGAAAGCAUUGCAGAGGCUGCUAGACGGGGAGGAGUUGGUGAAGAACUACUCAAUUGGGAUAGUUAUGAGAGGCUGAAAGUUGAAAUAGCCCUUCGACGACUUCAAUGGGUUGAGGAAAAGGCCAAGGUAAAGGACAUGAAAAGGAUUCGAGCAGAGAAGAAGGUACAGAAAAGAGUGCAAAACAUAACUCGGGUUGCACAAAAGAAGUUGGAGCUCAAACAGAAAGAUGAAUUGAGGGCCAAAAAGAAAGCGAUGAGCCGUAGAAAAAGGAGAGAAAAGAAGGAAGAGCUAGGAGCUUCAACGGAGUUAAGCACCACAGACAGAUUAGUAAAGAUAUUUGGAAAGAAAUCAACAGAUGGACCUUCCUGCAGUCAGCCUGGAUCAAUGAUUUAUCUUCAGUCAGCACUGGAGAAAUUCGAUAUUGAAUCCAUAAAAGCUGAACAGAGGCGUAGCACAGUUUCACUUGCAGACCAGAUUCAAGCUGCUAAGAGCAGAAGACAGCGGAUUGUCACCAGUAGAUCUAAUGUUACAUCAAGUCCAUAAGGGUAAAUUCUUGGCCUUGUGUUGGAGCAAUUAGUGCAUACCGGCACCCUAAUGCCAGGAAAGGUGAAUUCUUUGCCUUUUGAAUAAUUUGUUUUUGGUAGAGCCAUAGAGGUGGAAAACGGAUCACUUAGCGUGGUCAUAUUCGGUGUACCAUAGACUGGUUUAUGAUGGAAAUUAAAUCAAUUAUUGUCUUGUUUUCUCAGGUUGGUUCAAUUUCGGUUUGGGUCAAUAUUGGGACAUCCAAUUCCGAGUACAGUGUAGGUUGGGUCAUUUCGGAUCUGGUAAUUUAGGUCGGGGGGCGAGAAGAAGCAUUCCCGCUUUCCAAAAGCAUAGCUUUAGCUAUUACAACCUAAACUCAAUGGAAUUAUGACCAUAAACAGCAAUGAGGAUUCCUCAAAAGGGCAUCGGCUCAUCGUCCAAGAAUUUGUAUUUUUUAAGAGCUUUAGGCAGUCCCUAAUUUAUCCUCUAGUCUUUUGCGACCUGCCUUGAUUUAGACCAUGUUAUCUUGUAAGUUGUAACUAAGCUGCAAUUUAUGUACAUUUCGUUAGCCAUACAUGUGAUUUAGAACCAAUCCUUGACAUUUUAAAUUUGAAUGUAGCAGAGAUAAAGAAAGAAAUGUUUCAGUAAAUUUAUAUGUACGUAAUACGUAUUUGUAAUGUACUUGUUUUACCUGAGAAUGCUUAUCGAAAUAAAGCAUGCAUGUAUACCUGAGAAUGCUUAUCGAAAUAAAGCAUGCAUGUAUGUGAUUA
This is a messenger RNA of Chenopodium quinoa (quinoa), 2001 nucleotides long. RefSeq lists its product as uncharacterized. The record is from RefSeq and is a predicted model, not a curated record. Lineage: Eukaryota; Viridiplantae; Streptophyta; Magnoliopsida; Caryophyllales; Amaranthaceae. The transcript is spliced from 6 exons. Bases 98 to 1252 code for a protein of 384 amino acids. Gene Ontology annotation, molecular function: DNA binding.